AUGCCCAGCCCACUCGACGUCAUUGUCCGGCAGGCCGAGAAGGCACGGCUGUCAGAGGCCGAGCAGCAGGCACUAGCCAAGGCGCAGACUCGCCAGCGGCUGCUGAGUAUCGCAGGCGGUGCGGUUGGUGUAGGCAUCGGCUACCUGCUGUCCAGGCGCAACAAGUCGCUUGGAAUGCGCGGCUUCAUGAUCCUCUUCAACGGAUCGUUCCUGUUCGGCCUCGGCAACACAUAUGCAUUCUGCGCAGCCGGGGCGUGGAUCCAGACCACCCAGAGCUUCGGCCAGACCAAGCCGGCGCAGCACACAAUUGAUCUGCGCGGGCUGCCGCCAUCGCUGACCCCGGAAGAGCGCGCACAGACCCAGGAGCGAUGA
Molecule: messenger RNA, 372 nt
Organism: Linderina pennispora
Lineage: Eukaryota; Fungi; Kickxellomycota; Kickxellomycetes; Kickxellales; Kickxellaceae
Exons: 2
Coding region: 1-372 (123 amino acids)
Source: RefSeq, a predicted model, not a curated record